AUGAUAAGAAACGCAACAAGAGAGUCAUGGUGUUUACUUCGACGAUACAAAGAGGUGGCUUCAAUUCGACGGUUUGUGGCAACUGCUCCAUUUCAGCUCGAAUCGAGCUUGUCUAUUUUUGACCCAGAGAGGUUUACAUUUCCGAACCCUGAUCAAGAGAGAUGGGAUAGUCUAGUGAGGAACUUCACACGUAUCUUGUUUACGCAAGAUGUGUCAGCCAUUUUCAAACAGUUGUCGGAGCUUGAGAGACAGUGCACAAGUCUGUAUGACACUGUCAAAACACGGCAAAUGCAGAUGUUGGAGUUUUUCCAAGGGGGUCUUUACAUGUAUAUUGAGGCCGAGAAAAGGCAUAAUGUCAAAGAAGUGAUUGCAAUAGCUCAAGCAUAUGCUGACUUUAUAAAGCGAGCAGCGCAUUCAGGAAUUGACAAGGGCUUGCUACAUUCACACAUUGAUACCAUUUUGACUGCUCUACUACAAGCAUUUCAUUUGGAACGAGAAUGCCGCAAGAGCCAAAUAUUUUUACCACCAAUCAAAAGUAUUUUCAACCAAGUUGUUAAAGAGUUUGAAGUCGAUCUAUCCCUAUUCUUUAUACAGUUGACUCAUGAGCACUUGAAGAAGAGUUUGGAAACACUCAAUCUAGGGACUGCAAAAUUGAAUGCUGCGACGGCGCGUGAGCCCGAAUCGAUCUCUUUUAUUCCAAUAGACCCUUACUUGGAUGCAUUUGGAAACCUAUAUUUCGACAAAGCUUGCAAAUAUAUCAGCGAGAACAAAUUCCAAUGGAAAGGUGAACCAGUCACAUGCAAAAUUUAUGACGUUUACGACAAUUUACCACAGUAUGAAAAGGAGGACUUCCUAUUGGAGUACCUUGAGUUUAACAAGAUCAAACAGUCAACUCUAGAACAUUAUACUCACAAAUUGAUCAAAAGUGCAUCGCAUGAUAAUGCAACAUCGAAACAGAGUGCAAAGUUCAUCCUUCAUGAGCAUAAGAUGAUCAAAACUUGGGUCAAGCUAAGCUGCGAUAAAGUGCAGCUGUCGAUUGUCGAUGCACCGGCAUCGGAAGAAGAAAAAGUAUUAUACCAUUUCCGACAGUUUGUCGAAGCUUUUCCGAUUAGUACAAUGGUAAGCAACAUUAUCCACAAACUAAUAUCAUCUGUCUAUUUGGAAAAAGUUGGUGUUGUGGAGAUUUUCAGCAGUAUGAGGACUACGUUCAAACGAGAUGUUUCCUUGAUGAAAAAGUCAGACCACAAAUCACAACUCUUUAAGUUCAUUUCAGAUGACGAUUUCGAUAAGUUGUCUAGCAUAUUGGUCAAAUCGGUGAUUGAAUCGUGUAUGAUACUGAGGGUGAAUGCUGAGGGAUCCGAUGCUGACGAUGUUGCAUCUGGCUUUACAAAUGAGGAUUUUGCAUUCCAUCUUGAUACGAUAUACGUAUCCCCCGUUAAAUCCGAAACUGUCAUCAACUUCAAUCCGGUACUCAAACAAAAAGUUACAUCGAUUCCAGUUGGCUCAAAUUCCCAUCAUUUCCCGCUAUUAUGUCCACCAGAACCAUGGCUUGGAGUAAACAAAGGUGCAUAUAUGGAAAGAAACACUCCCUUCUUGAGUGGUUUUGAUCAGUUGCAACACCGCAUCUUACAAAAUGCACAGCAUUUAGGGAAACUAGAUUCAGCAUUCAAAUGUCUUGAUCAGAUGGGUCAGACGGCUUGGGCGAUCAAUCCAGAUGUGUUGCUGGUUUUCAAUCAGGUGAUGGAAUUACCAAAUGGUUUUCUUGACAUCCCACCAAAGCACUGUGACGAAUCUACCAAAUCGAAGCAAGAAAUUAUUGACAUCAAGGGAUUGAGGCUGAAUUUCGAAACUGUCAAUAUGUUGGCUAAUACAUUCGAUCGCAACGGUGAUAUGUUAUAUCAUUGUUAUGUAUUCGACUUCAGAGGUAGAGUAUACCCAUUGUCGCCAUUGACACAUUAUGGUGGCGAUUUAACCCGAUCUUUGUUUCAGUUUUGGUAUGGUCAACCAUUGGGUGUCAAUGGCUUUUAUUGGGUAAAGUACCAACUAAUGUCAGUUUUCGGAAAUGAAACUGAUUGUGAAAAGUUUUACAACCACAACAAGGAGCAAAUUCUCGCAUCUGCGUCUGAUCCAUUGCACAAUCAUUGGUGGAUGAAAGCUGACGAGCCGUUCUCAGCAUUGUCAGUUUGCAUUGAGAUUCAGAAAAUUUUACAAUUUGUUCAACACGGUAAAGGUUCUAUUGAGGAGUAUAUAUGUCGGUUACCUAUUCACCAAGAUGGUUCAUGUAAUGGGCUCCAGCAUUAUGCAGCCUUGGCUGCUGAUGAGCUGGGUGGUAAAGCAGUCAAUUUGGUUCCCAUGGAUACAAAACAGGAUGUAUACUCAACCGUGAAGGAUAUAGUUGAGCAAAAAAUCAUUGCUGAUGUUGAAAAUAGGCUCAUGGGGGAAGAUCGUGAUCAUGCUGCAUUUAUGUUGAAGAUUUUGGAUCGUAAAUUGAUUAAACGACCAGUUAUGACUACUGUGUAUGGUGUUACUUUAGCUGGUGCCAGUCGACAAAUUUUGGAAAAUAUUGAAGAUGUCGUAUCUGAUUAUGAUGAGAAUCCAACCAAGCGUGGAUUAUAUGACGAGGUUACAAUUGAUAGAUUACGCCAGUUUAAUUUGAGGUCGACCAUGUACCUAGCACGAAAGAUUUUAUCAUCAAUUGAUGAGCUUUUUUUCAAUGCUAAGCAAAUGGAAAAAUGGCUCGUUGAAAAUACCAGACGCAUAUUGACCAGUUAUAACGUGAAAACGUUGGAUUACCUUCAACUGAGGACCUUCACAUCAGCAUCGCUCACAUCAAGCUUGGCAUCAAAAGCAUUAAACAAUUGGUACAAAACGCCAAUAAGCUAUUCACCAAUAAGUUGGAUAUCAGCGAGUGGGUUCCCCGUGAUUCAAACGUAUCGGAAACGACAACAACCACAUAGUGUGACUGGUGCAUUGGGAUCAAUAAUGCAACUGGCACUGAAUAAAACUGCUCCUAUGGAUCGACGUAAACAUGAGUUGGCAAUUGCUCCUAAUUUUAUACAUUCAUUGGAUGCUAGUCAUAUGUUUAUGACAUGUGAUGCGUGCGCUGAAGCCAGUGCAGAAGCUGAACCUGGCUCUGAAUGUGGUACUGGUCCUGGAGCUGGGUUAAUAUUUGCAUCGAUCCAUGAUUCAUAUUGGACUCACCCUAACCACGUUGAAAAAUUGUCACGGAUAUUACGUCAAACAUUUGUCAAGCUCCAUUCAUUCGAUUAUAUGACCCAUGUUCGCAACGACUUUGUCAAACAAGUGCAAAAAUCGUAUUGUUUCCAAUUGGUUUAUUUCGACAAGAUGGAGUAUAGGGAACUUUAUGCUGAAUUGCGUGCAAUUCGAAAAACGUAUGGGGACUACAAUAAUGACAACAGUAAGAAAGUUUCUGAUUUGUUGAGUCUUGAGUUGCGACAGCUACACAAACAAAAACAAGAUCAUCCAGUGAGCCAAUUACUCAAGACACAUGAUCCUAAAUUGUAUCAUAUUGUUGGAAACUACAUACACAAGUACACUAACGAUAUUGAUAACAAUGCCGAUGGAUCGUCAGUUGGGACGUUGGGGUUACUACGUAAGAAUUUGGUUCCUGUUUUCGUUCCAUUACGAAUACUCAAUCUUCCUAAAAAGGGUACGUUGGAUAUUACACAAGUUUUGGAUAGUAAAUACUUUUUCUCUUAA
Molecule: messenger RNA, 3720 nt
Organism: Lodderomyces parapsilosis
Lineage: Eukaryota; Fungi; Ascomycota; Pichiomycetes; Serinales; Debaryomycetaceae
Exons: 1
Coding region: 1-3720 (1239 amino acids)
Biological process (GO): mitochondrial transcription
Cellular component (GO): mitochondrial DNA-directed RNA polymerase complex
Molecular function (GO): mitochondrial promoter sequence-specific DNA binding; DNA-directed RNA polymerase activity
Source: RefSeq, a predicted model, not a curated record